Molecule: messenger RNA, 1515 nt
Organism: Penicillium soppii
Lineage: Eukaryota; Fungi; Ascomycota; Eurotiomycetes; Eurotiales; Aspergillaceae
Exons: 7
Coding region: 1-1515 (504 amino acids)
Biological process (GO): tripeptide transport; transmembrane transport; allantoate transport
Cellular component (GO): plasma membrane
Molecular function (GO): dipeptide transmembrane transporter activity; allantoate transmembrane transporter activity
Source: RefSeq, a predicted model, not a curated record
AUGGAAAAGCAACAUCACCCGUCUGAUGUUGCAGAAUCUGGCCUUGAAAAGCUCAAGGUCGAUGAGUCCGUGCUACGUGAUGUGGAUUUCGGACAAGUCCUCGAGCUUGAGACAACACCAGAAAUGGAGAAGAGAGUCUUGAGAAAGCUGGAUCUUUUUUUGAUACCUCUUAUGGGCGGAUGCUAUAUGCUGCAGUAUAUCGACAAGCUAGCAAUCAGCCAGGCGACCCUUUUCAACCUUCGACAAGACUUGAACCUAAAAGGCAAUGAAUACAACUGGGUAUCCGCUAUUUUCUAUUUCGGGUAUUUUGCGUGGAGUUGGCCUAGUUCCUAUUUGGUUGUCAGACUUCCUUUGGGAAAGUACCUUGGGGUGGCUGCUUGCGUUUGGGGGGCUUGUCUCAUGGCUCAUGCUGCCUGCAAAAAUUGGGGGGGACUCAUGGCAGCUCGAUUCUUCCUUGGUGUUGGAGAGGCAUCUAUUGCCCCGGGAUUUGCCCUAAUUACGGGAAUGUUCUAUACCAGAGAGGAACAACCAGCUCGACAGGCGGCCUGGUUUAUCGGUAAUUCCAUUGCUGUCCUCCUUGGUGGAUUGAUUGCGUACGGCAUCGGAAACAUUCAUACCACAGCGAUUGCCCAAUGGCAACUUUUAUUCCUUAUCCUAGGGGCUGUCACAUCUGCGUAUGGUGUCAUCUUGUUCCUCGCUUUACCUGACUCGCCGGCCAAAGCCAUUUUCCUCAAAUCUAACGAGCGGGCCAUCGCAGUUCAACGAACCUUGAAAAAUAAAACUGGAGUUUUGGAUCAGGGAAAGUUCAGGUGGAACCAAGUUUGGAUGGCCAUAAAGGAUCUUCAGAUGUGGUUUCUAGUACUAUACACCCUAUGUGUCAACUUUUGCAAUGGGGGGCUCACGAGCUUCUCUGCUAUCAUUAUCACGGGCUUUGGCUUUCCCCACCUCGAGGCACUUCUCAUUCAAAUGCCUAUUGGAGGUGCUCAACUCGUCUUUCUGCUCCUGACCUCGGGAGUUGCCUCACUUGUCCCCAAGUCUCGAAUCCUUAUGAUGAUAUUCAACACAGCAGUCUCGAUGGUGGGUAUGCUACUAAUUUGGAAGCUCGACGAUGAUAAUCGGGCUGGGAAGAUGACUGGCCUAUGUCUGGGUGGUGUCUUCGCUGCGAACAUACCUUUGUCUCUCAGUCUGAUCAGCUCAAAUGUCGCUGGGUUUACGAAGAAAAGCACAGUGAGUGCGCUCAUGUUCGCGGCGUACUGCAUUGGUAACAUUGUGGGGCCUCAAUUCUUUCUUCCCUCUGAGGAACCGUCAUAUCCGACCGGAAUAAAAGCAGCCAUGUCGGGCCUCGCCUUCGGAAUUUUCUUUUUAAUAUGUCUUUACGUCUUUUAUGUCUGGGAGAAUCGCCGCCGAGAUAAAUUGUACGGAUCCCCGAGGGAAUUGACGGAAUCAGAAGAACUACAGGACGAGCUAUCCAACAAGACCGAUCACGAGAUUGAAAGUUUCCGGUACUUGCUUUGA